Molecule: messenger RNA, 6542 nt
Organism: Taeniopygia guttata (zebra finch)
Lineage: Eukaryota; Metazoa; Chordata; Aves; Passeriformes; Estrildidae
Gene: SEPTIN11
Product: septin 11
Molecular function (GO): GTP binding
Source: RefSeq, a predicted model, not a curated record
UUUGCAUUGCGCAUGGGCCCUCCCCGCCGGGUGGCCAUGUUGCAGUGCUAGCAGGCAGCGCAGAGGCGGCGGGCGGCAGCGCAGCGCAGACACCGCACCGCGAUGGCCGUGGCCGUGGGCAGACCGGCGAACGAUGACCUCAGGAACCUGUCCCUGUCCGGCCACGUGGGCUUCGACAGCCUCCCGGACCAGCUGGUCAACAAGUCAACAUCACAGGGCUUCUGCUUCAACAUCCUGUGUGUGGGUGAAACCGGCAUCGGCAAGUCCACGCUGAUGGACACACUGUUCAACACCAAGUUCGAGAGCGAGCCCGCCACGCACAACGAGCCCGGCGUCAGGUUGAAAGCGCGGAGUUACGAGCUCCAGGAGAGCAACGUGCGGCUCAAGCUGACCAUCGUGGACACGGUGGGCUUUGGUGAUCAGAUCAACAAGGAUGACAGCUACAAGCCUAUAGUAGAAUACAUCGACGCGCAGUUCGAAGCCUACCUGCAGGAAGAGCUGAAGAUCAAGCGAUCCCUGUUCAACUACCACGACACACGGAUCCAUGCCUGCCUCUACUUCAUUGCUCCCACAGGACACUCGCUCAAGUCCCUGGACUUGGUCACCAUGAAGAAACUUGACAGUAAGGUGAACAUCAUCCCCAUCAUUGCCAAGGCUGACACCAUUGCAAAGAACGAGUUGCACAAGUUCAAGAGUAAAAUCAUGAGUGAGCUGGUCAGCAACGGCGUGCAGAUCUACCAGUUCCCGACCGAUGAGGAGACGGUGGCCGAGAUCAAUGCCACCAUGAGUGUCCACCUUCCUUUUGCCGUGGUUGGCAGCACCGAGGAAGUGAAGAUUGGCAACAAGAUGGCAAAAGCCAGGCAGUACCCCUGGGGUGUCGUGCAGGUUGAAAAUGAAAACCACUGUGACUUUGUGAAGCUGCGGGAGAUGCUGAUCCGAGUGAACAUGGAGGACUUGCGGGAGCAGACGCACACCCGGCACUACGAGCUGUACAGGCGCUGCAAGCUGGAAGAGAUGGGCUUCAAGGACACGGAUCCGGACAGCAAACCUUUCAGCCUCCAAGAGACUUACGAAGCCAAGAGGAAUGAAUUCCUGGGUGAACUCCAGAAGAAGGAGGAUGAAAUGAGGCAGAUGUUUGUCAUGCGAGUGAAGGAAAAGGAAGCAGAGUUGAAGGAAGCAGAGAAGGAUCUUCAUGAAAAGUUUGACCAUUUAAAGAGGACUCACCAAGAAGAGAAGAAAAAGGUGGAAGACAAAAAGAAGGAACUUGAGGAAGAGCUGAACAACUUUCAAAAGAAGAAGGCAGCAGCUCAGCUAUUACAGUCACAGGCUCAGCAGGCAGGUUCUCAACAAACCAAGAAAGACAAGGACAAGAAAAACUUCUUCUUUAUGUAACCGUCACCUUGCCAAAGCCCCCACACCCUCUCUCCCAGUGGACCGCAGGGCACUGGAAGAGCUGCGGAUCCGGGCACCCCUGCCAGGAGAAGAGCCAUCUCAUUCCUCCAUCACGUCUGCCCUCCUCUCCUUCCCCCUUUGUUCCCACCCGUGCGUCUGAGGGUGUGCUGUGCUGUGUGUCUGUGCGGGAUCUGCCCGCUCCCGGCGCGCCUCCGACAGCGUCCAGGCUUCCAGCACUGCCAGAGGGAACGGCUGCCGGAGGGAGCUCGGCCGCACUGUGACUCCUUGCUCUGGGUUAGUUGGAUUUUUUUGCCUCCCUCCCCGUUUUCUUUUGCCAUAACAUGCACACGCUGCUGGUGACACCUAGAAUGACAGACUGGGGCUGAGUGAGCGUAGCUGGAGGAUUUCAUUUCUGCCUCAAGCCUGGCUGCUUUGAACAUCACAACUCCAUCUCAAGGGUGUCCUGUGCUCCUCUGGCACGGCUGGAAAUCUCUCCAUAGACCUGGUGAUGUUCUCAGUGUGUCACUGUGUGACAGUGGAUGUCCCAUCCUGUGGCACUGAUGGAGCCUGUCCUGGACAGUCAAGGCCUUAUUUUCUGGCUGUGCCUCGCAAUGGGCAGAGCAGGAUUUGGUUUUGUACAGCUGAGCUGCUCUGGCUCGCACUUAGAUCCAAGGCUUCAUUUUGUUGUCAUGAAGCCUAAUUAGUGAUUAUUUUUUUUAACAGUCCUGAAUGUGGGCAAGUUGUUAAAAUUUCUACCUUGUUUACUUUGAAAGUGAACUCAAUCAAAAAGUCUGAGAAGUGCCAAAGGAUUGCUUGAAGGUAAAAACAAAACCUGUAAAUGUGUGUAGUGACCUCCAGCUGGUUUGGGAUGGAGGCAACCCAAGCCUUGUAGGGAUGUUGUUUUGUGUAGAGUGAUGCACUUUGAUUUUUAACCGAAUACUAGUGAUUUAUUCUUUGCAUCUGUGAACCUUAAUCAAAGAAUUCUCUUCCUUUAACCUGCCGAGGUAGAGCUACCCUCAGUUGGUCUAGGUUUGGCCUCUGGCAGUCAAUGUGUGACAUGCCAGCUACUGAGGGGCUCUGCUGAAGUCGGCUGGGGUUCUUUUUCAGAAGCACAGUAUUUUGUAGCACUCUCCAGUGACAAGGGUCAGCUCCCUGCAGCCAGGUGGAAGAAAAACUGCUUGUCCUGGAAACCUUUGCAACCAAAGAAGUGACUUUAUAGAUACACUCAGAAAGGUUAUUGAGUGUUGGCCUCGGACGUGCCGUACCCUGGUACGUAGCUGGACUUGCUGGCUGUUGUCCAUGCUGAAGGGCUGUGAAUAUUUGCACAAGUGUAGCUUGGGACAGCAUUUGCAGUGAUACCAAAACCAGAGCCUGCCCUGCUCUUGAGGCUGCAGGGGCCUCAGGUGGUGCCCAGUGCCUCCCACCAGAUGGCCAGGUCAGAAACCUGUUCAAUUCAGCCUUGUGCGUACAAACCCUGGCUGUGUCUGUGUCUGUCUUGCUCUGCAGAGCUCUGUGGGCGUUUGUCUUAACUGAGAACCACCACUUGCAGGAUGGGAUCCCUCUGUGCCCUGGGCCACCACCCCUACCAAAAAGCCAUGGUUUGAGCUGCACGUUUUCAGAAAAAAAAUAGUGAGUAACCAUGCAGCCAAGGGCUGCUGGGGCUCAGGGGAUGCUGGUGCUCAAGCCCCUCCUGUGCCUCAUGCAGGCCAGUGUUCCCCCAGCCCAGGGUUCUCUGCCCACAGAGGUGGUCACUGUUGACUGAGAACGUGCCUUGCCCAUUAAAUGCCCAGUUUAGCCUGUCUUUUCUUCCAGUGGUGGCACCUGUGCCAGUCUGCAGUAUCACUGACCACUGCAGGGGCCCAAGGGCUUUGGCUGCGGGCUGUGCAGCCAUGGUAGCCUGCAGCUUGCCCAGGUACCCUGCUGACUGCUUGCCCAGCAGCCACCCCAGCCUCUGGAUGGCUCCUGCAGCCUUCUGUGGGACCGACUUCCAGGGCGGGAAUCCUCUCCUUGUGUUCCCCUCUGUCCUCGUACCUCUUUGUUGUUCCUUCUAAACUCCAAAUGGCAUUAUUUUAAAAGCCUAAUGUAAGGAGAAGCAGAUGGGCACAACCCAAAUGUGGAUACUCACACGGACUGCCUUUAUUUUGCAGCUCUGUAGAGUUGUGCUGUGCUGGUGCCUUGAGUCCUGCUUGCAGCUCUGGACCUCGUGUCUGCAGGAGGACAUAGCGGAGUUAGAGAAGGGCACUAAUGGGAGUUGGGAUGGAGCAGCAGCGUGCCAGGUGAGGCGGCUCCGUUUGGAGAGGGAAAGGCAGAGGUGAGGGAGGAUCCAGCCCUGCUGCGAGCAGGAGCUGGCAGCACAUGACCUCUAGAGGUCCCCUGCAGCCUAAAUUUGUGACUGUUCGGACGCUCCAUGGCUGUGCGCGCCGAGCUGCCGGUCACCAAAUCGUUCACAAAGUGGGUUCAAAACAUCAUAAAGCUAUAUGGAGCAGGUUUCUUACAGAGCAGGUACUAAACUUCCGGGGUUUUUUUUUGCCCCGGGUUGUUGAGGUGGCCGGUGUCAGCAGAAGGUUUUGCGGUUUGUUUGGGUUUUUUUAAGGGUAGAUGGAGGGAGAACGGGUCCAUAAGGAAAACAGUCCCGCCCGGUUGGUGGUGGAUACAGGGCGGAGGGAAGGGAGCAGAAGGCUCCGACGCUGUGAGCGGUGUCUGUGGAAGGAGGGGCGGAGCUGCCAGAGGCUGUGGCGGGGGCUUUCCCACACCCCAGAGCUGGGAGAAGGGGUGGAACGUGAGCUUCAGCUGCUUCCUGCAUGGCUGCUGCUCUUGGGGAGGAGGUGUCAGCGCUGGGAGGUUAUUUGUUACCAAAUGUCCCCCAGCGGAGCUGGGAAAGCCACUUCAUCCGCUCCCAGUUGAAAAGCUGUGCUUUGGCGUUAACCCUUGUGUGGCUGCGAAGCAUCCCUGCUCUUGCCUGCAGAGCAAAUCCUCCAGGGGCUCAGGGGAGCAGCACAGUGUGUGAGGGUGAGCUGGGAUUGCAGCUACACACUUGGGAACAGGCAGCAGUGCUCUGCACGAUGUGGCUGCUGUGCCUGGGGAGCUGCCUGGGCUCGGGGCACUGAGCAAACACUUGGGUUUGGGAAUGCAGUGGGUUUAUCCCAGUGCUCCUGUAGCAAAUGCUGGGCUCCUGGCCUGCACUGCUCUGGGCCCUCUGGAGCACAGAUCCUGUGUUGGCAUCUUGGGUAGGGCUGUGACAUGAAGCACUAGGGUGCUGUGAGGUUUGUGGGAAGGUCGCAUGAAUGUGAGGAGCCAAGGGCAUCAGGGAAUGUUUUGCUGUGGGAAACAGGGAGCCUUGGCAGUGGUCCAGCAUGGCCCUGUGUUCCAGCAGCGGGUGCAGAUAGAAGUCAGCCUGCUGCUGAAGGUGAUGGGGGCCAUGCAGGGUGGGCUGAAGGGGGCAGCUGCUGCACUUGCUCCAGGGAAGAGUAAAAACAACGGGAUGCUGUGGAGUGCCACAGCCAGAGAGGUGCCAAGCAUCCAGGGCCUAUGCCAGGACAACAGGACACUGCAGAGGUGGACGCCUGGACCAGGGAUAGGCUUUGUGCCUGAGCCUUGUUGUGUUGGAAGCACAAGGGAGCUGGGAUGGGCAGCAGCAAGGGAAUAAAACGUGUCUCUCUUUGCAGCCCACUGGGGCAUGCCUGUGUUUGGGACCGGGGAGCAGGAUAGCUGCCUCAGCAGCAGGGACACCGAGUCCUGCCUCUGGUGUUUGCUUCCCAGAGCUCACCAAGUCAGCAGUGGGCCUUGGCUGGCUCCAGGCAGCAUAAGGAAGCUGGGAAGGGUUUGGGGCAGUUUUGGGAGAGCCACAGUGAUACUGUGAAUUGGGUGCAUUUUGGAAGACAGGCUCCUGCUCCCACCCUCGUGCCAGCUCCUCUCCCUGUGUGCAUCUGUGAGUGCUCGUGUGCUGAUGCUGCAAGCGGGAAUGGGGGAAUAUGCCCUUAAACCUGAGGCAGAAAGAGCGUGGGGAUGGGGAGGAACGGGUGAACUGUAAUUGAAACUGUAAUUUCCCAGUAAUUGAACUGGGAAAUGUGUGUAACAUGCCAUGGGUGGAUGCAGAGUGCCCCAGAACUGACAGGGUGCUUUGCUUAGGAGUGUGCUAGUGACAACUUGAGCCUGCUCAGUAGCCUGGCUUUGGAAAACAGCUGUGGAAUGAGAAGGUCAGGGACUGAAAAUACUCUAAGGAUGGCAGGAAGGGCUGGAAGGGGAAGGAAGACGCACACCCUGCUGAGAAAUGUGGUCUUGAGGGGGAUUUUUUGAGCCAUGGCAGGAAGGAGCUGGAACUGAAGAGAAGGCCAUCGUGCUGGACUGCUGCAGUAAGGUGGUACCUUGGAGGCAGGGAGCAGGAGGGGCUUCAGGAUGGGCGGGUGGGGGGGACAUGGAGCACUGUCCUAGCCAGGCACUCAGCCUGGAGGGGCAGCAGCCUGGAGUGAGGAGCACCAGAGCCAGGGCCAAAGCUGGAACUGGUGGAGAGGCAGUGAGUGCACGCUGGGUGACUCCCUUGCCUGCCCAGCACCUCUCAUGUCACCUUUCCAGGGGUCUGGCAUAAAGCAGCUCCAUGACAGCCUCUGGGUAAAGCCAAGCCAGGUCUUGGGUGAAAAGCACGACACCAGACUGAGAAUCCAGGACAACUUUCUUUAUUGCUACCAGAAGGCUUUCACCAGUACAAUGGCUCUGGAUACGAUACCUUCCUCAGGGCUGUGGAGAGAGCUUACAGUCGGGACAGGGUGUUCUGAGAACAGGGUGUCACAUGGAGGAGACGCAGUAAAGGUCAGACUCUUGGUUAGAAGUUACAUGAACACAAAACUCCAGGGUCGGGGGUGUUCUGUUUUGGUUCUGUGCCUGAUGUUGACACACGUUCCAAACCUCAGGUGUCUGCAGCUGCCCAGCACCUCACCCAGCAGUGCUGGGAAAUGUGCAGGGAGAACCAGGCUCUGCACUAUUCAAAUGGAGAGAACCAAGCCUUGGUGAGAAUCCACACUGACUGCACACAGCAAGAAAAAACAAGGUUUCAGUUCUAGUGAUGAAAAACCCAGUAAUUGCUUUCUGUGCUGGGAGAGACAAACUAGGGUAACAGGGAGAAGUCUCUGUGCAGGGCACAGAGCACCUUCACA